Messenger RNA from Cariama cristata (Red-legged seriema), 808 nucleotides. RefSeq names its product dolichyl pyrophosphate Man9GlcNAc2 alpha-1,3-glucosyltransferase. Gene Ontology annotation, cellular component: endoplasmic reticulum membrane. The annotation marks the transcript as partial. The record is from RefSeq and is a predicted model, not a curated record. Gene Ontology annotation, biological process: protein N-linked glycosylation. NCBI's taxonomy places the organism in Eukaryota, Metazoa, Chordata, Aves, Cariamiformes, Cariamidae. Gene Ontology annotation, molecular function: dolichyl pyrophosphate Man9GlcNAc2 alpha-1,3-glucosyltransferase activity. The transcript is spliced from 8 exons.
UCAGGUACCUUUUGGCUUGUUACAAAGACCAGCUAUGGAGAAAUGGAGCUUAAUGACAAUUACUGUUUUACUAGCGCUUACUGUACGCUGGACUGUAUCGCUUGGUUCUUAUUCAGGUGCAGGAAAACCACCUAUGUAUGGAGACUAUGAAGCUCAGAGACACUGGCAAGAAGUUACUUACAAUUUGCCCAUCAGGCAGUGGUACUUCAAUACAAGUGAUAACAACCUACUGUACUGGGGCCUUGAUUAUCCACCUCUUACUGCCUAUCACAGUUUUGUGUGUGCUUACAUUGCAAAGUUAAUAAAUCCUGAUUGGAUUGCUCUGCACACAUCUCGGGGGUAUGAGAGUCAGCCGCAUAAGUUAUUUAUGCGUACAACAGUGUUUGUUGCUGAUUUGCUGGUUUAUAUUCCUGCAGUUAUUUUAUAUUGUUUUUCCUUGAAAGAAACAUCUACUAAAAAGAAGGUUUCCAGUGCUCUCUGCAUACUGCUUUAUCCAGGCCUCAUUCUUAUUGACCAUGGACACUUCCAAUACAACUCAGUGAGCCUUGGCUUUGCCUUGUGGGGGGUACUGUGUUUGUCCUAUGACUGGGACCUUUUGGGGUCAGUGGCAUUUUGCUUGGCCUUAAAUUACAAGCAAAUGGAACUCUACCAUUCUCUGCCCUUUUUUUGCUAUUUGCUUGGAAAGUGCUUCAAGAAGGGACUGAAAGGAAAGGGGUUAGUAUUGUUAACUAAAAUAGCAGGGACAGUGGUGGUUUCCUUUGCUGUCUGCUGGCUCCCGUUCUGUACCGACAUGGAACAAAUCAUGCAA